Schistosoma margrebowiei is the source of this 157-nucleotide messenger RNA. The record is from the annotation of a GenBank genome assembly. Lineage: Eukaryota; Metazoa; Platyhelminthes; Trematoda; Strigeidida; Schistosomatidae.
UGUGGUGGUGUGAUGCCUUGAGCCGAUGCACUUAUGUACCAGGCUCUACUUUGUCUACAACUGGCCAUCGAAUGCCCUGGUACGAUCGAGGGUGGGCAGAUUCCAUUCGCCCUCUUGAAAUGUUCCCGCAUGACCUUGCGUAUACAGCCACUGUCAG